This is a messenger RNA of Puccinia graminis f. sp. tritici CRL 75-36-700-3, 219 nucleotides long. RefSeq lists its product as uncharacterized. The record is from RefSeq and is a predicted model, not a curated record. The transcript is spliced from 2 exons. Lineage: Eukaryota; Fungi; Basidiomycota; Pucciniomycetes; Pucciniales; Pucciniaceae. Bases 1 to 219 code for a protein of 72 amino acids.
AUGCGCUCGAAGAUCAAGGGACCCACGGAGACUCUAUGGUCUCCGCGGAAACUCUAUUGGUCCCCCCACGCCGAAGCUCUGCAUGCUGGCAAGCGACGCGCCCAUAUGAGCAUAACACGAUCGCGGCGAACACCAGGAGAAAGAAACGUGUUCGGUCUCCAAGGCUGGAAAUCAAGAACCAGACCCCGGUUUACCACUAGCCUAACAGCGCGUGAUUAA